GAGGGUUGUCUGUCCUGUUGUCUGACUUGAGGGUGUGGGGAAAAGUUUCUGAGGUUGUACUUCAGGUGAACCGUGUGGAAGGCAGUCACGUCGGCAACGGAGAACUUGACAGCUAAUUGUAGUGACUGGGGUUUUGAAAGGGCACCUACUGUUUUAUAGGGUGCACAGCCGCUGGUGACUGACAGUUUUUGAUUAUCAGACAUUAUUCUGUGAUAAUUUGAGCAAUGCCGGCUGUUUCGUAAAAGGACACAAAGUGAAAUAUGAGGUACCGGAUCGGGAGCAGUUGAAAGGGUCUUUUCGUUAUAUAUGUCUUCAUCUGUCCCUACUGGGUAGCAGCAGCUGUAACGAGACGGUCGAUCCUUUCUUCAGCGGGCCGGUUUGUUUAUGGAGUAGGCAGGCACCAGCCCGAUUUGGUUCGCCACCCGAGUGCCCCAGGGGUACGCUGCUGCCACAGGAGUACGUAAGCACUUUGGUGGCCUGCUCUCCAAGCAACAGACAUGAAACGUGCACAAUGAUGGCAGGCAGCUGUGCUACAAUGAGGACGGGGUGAUCAUGUACCGGAUGCAGGAGGAUGUCCUCAUGAUCCCUGUGGGAGGAGAGCAAGAUGAUGUGGAACCAAAUCAGAUGGAUUGUUCAUUCUCGGCAACAGAAAGCUCAGAGCCUUCCAGCAGUUUCUCAGAUCACAUCACCAUGGGUCUGGAUGAGAUGCUGGUUAGCGGGCUGUCUGUAGAGUGCAAGGUUUGUGGAGAUAAAGCUUCUGGUUUCCACUAUGGAGUACAUGCCUGUGAGGGCUGCAAGGGUUUCUUCCGCAGAACAAUCCGAAUGAAACUGGAAUAUGACAAAUGUGAACGGAACUGUAAAAUCCAGAAAAAGAACCGGAAUAAAUGUCAGUACUGUCGGUUUCAGAAGUGCUUGUCACUGGGAAUGUCCCAUAAUGCAAUCCGAUUUGGGCGUAUGCCUGGAGCUGAAAAGAGAAAGCUGGUGGCAGGAAUCCUUGAAGAUGGUACCACUGCUUUGAAUCCAGUGUCUGCAGAUUUGAAAGCACUUGCCAAACAUAUUUAUGAUGCCUAUCUCAAAAACUUCAAUAUGACUAAAGAAAAAGCACGAGCAAUCUUGACAGGCAGAGCCAACAAUAAUCCGCCUUUUGUUAUCCAUGACAUGGACAGCUUACAGCAAGCAGAGACAGGGGUUGUCUGGAAACAGCUCAUCAAUGGGAUCCCUCAGAGCAAAGAGAUUGGUGUCCAUGUGUUCUACCGUUGUCAGUGUACCUCAGUUGAAACUGUGCGUGAACUCACAGAGUUUGCAAAGUCUGUUCCCACUUUUGUAAACCUCUAUUUGAAUGAUCAGGUAACACUGUUAAAAUAUGGUGUUCAUGAAGCCAUUUUUGCCAUGUUGGCAUCUAUUAUGAACAAGGAUGGACUUCUGGUUGCCAGUGGUAAUGGAUUUGUGACUCGAGAAUUCCUCCGAAGCUUACGAAAGCCAUUCAGUGAGAUCAUGGAGCCCAAGUUUGAAUUUGCUGUCAAAUUCAAUUCUCUGGAGUUGGACGAUAGUGAUCUGGCCUUGUUUGUGGCAACUAUUAUCCUUUGUGGAGAUCGCCCUGGUUUAAUAAAUGUGAAACAGGUUGAAGAUAUUCAGGAUAACAUUCUCCAGGCACUGGAACUCCACCUACAAGCCAACCAUCCAGACUCACAAUACCUCUUCCCAAAACUCUUACAGAAGAUGGCAGAUCUGCGUCAGUUGGUUAAUGAGCAUGCCCAGCUAAUCCAAAAGAUCAAGAAAACCGAAUCUGAAACCUCACUGCAUCCGCUGCUUCAGGAAAUCUAUAAAGAUAUGUACUGAAUGUUUUAAUGUAGAAAAGCCAUGGCAGCAGAAACAAACUGCACUGAGACGAAAAUACUGACGUCUUCCACAGUUGCUACUUGAAGAGACUUUUAUACAAAGUUAACACAAAAUUAUCUCAAGUUACUUUUAUAUUAAAGUAAUCAGCUGCUCACAGAAAGUGGUUUGCCAGUUUACCUUAAGUAUCUACAGCUACUUCUGCUUUCCUUUGUUUUUUUUUUUGGGGGGGGGGGGGGUUGUUUUUUUUUUUUUUAAUUGUUAACCUGUUUCUCAGAUGAAUUUACAUUCAACAGAUUUUUUCUAUUCUACCUCCCCUGCCAAGCAUUCAGAAUACUGAAAUGCUGACUUUUUUCUUUAAUGACAUUUGUAACAGAUCAGAUCAUGUUAUCUUUCAUAAUGUUUAUAACUGUUGGGUAAUAUACUGAACUCUAUACCUUCCAGGCCUCAAAGAAGUUCUUAUAUCUAGUGUUUGUGUUCCUCGCCUGAUUGAAGACUGAGUGAUUUUUUUUUUUUUUUUUUUUUUUUUAAGAAACUUUCUACACUCCACUGCAACUUGAAAGUUACUGGCUCAAACUUCCUGGUUGACUGUGAGCGAUUGCUGGAAAAUACCUUGUAUAUCCAGAGUUAUAUUCCCAGUAUAGUUCAGAGCUUUUGUAUAUUCAUCACCAGAGCUUUGUAAAUGAGUUCUUGUUGCACUUUGUUUUAGGGGGGGGUGAACAUGAGAGCAAAGUAGUGAACAUUAAAAUACCUUGUUUCAGAUCAUGCUAUCACCAGAAAGUAAUUUCAGGUUCUGCUUACUCCUUUCCUCCAUCUGUUUUGGAUGGCAUUAUAAUACAGCUUACUGUAUUGUGUUUUCAGGUAAAGUUCCCAGUUAGUAGUGUCCCACAGAGCCCAAUGAUCUUGGUGUUAGAACCCAGCAGUAGCCGCUGCUUAAGGCACAUCUGAGGCCACAUUGUGUUUUGAGACUGAAUAUAGCUAGUCCUGAACCUGUUGUGAUCUGUUGUAUUCAUCGGGUCAAGAGUCAGGAGUUGGACCUUUCUCCUGCUAAAGGUUAGCACUCAUAAGUGGAUUUAGGUCCGUUCUCAGCCAGCAGCAUAUCACAAGAAGCUUUCUGUUUCAGAUAGCAUUUUAUGGUAUUUCAUAAAAUAUCCUGUAGUAUAUUUUUGUCGGUUAUGGGCUUUCUGGCCCCAGUUAUCUUGUAGCACUAAUGAACUUUUAGUGGCCGAUUGAAGUUUUCAUUCACUUCAGUUUAGAGCAGAGUACUAAUAUAAUGAAUCCAUAGUUUAAACUGGGACACACUGCUCCUGUCUUCCUUGUUAGAUAUCAUAAAACAUCAGCAGAGGGACAGAACUGCUGGGGUUUGGUGCUUUUUGGCUCAGGUAUCCAUCAUUUCUGUUUAGAUCCCCACCUUAGCAGCUUCCACCAGAAGUAUUAACUGUCCUUUUUCACUGUAGUUGUGUCAUAAAACUUGGAAAAAUCCUGUUGUCUGCUCUUUUUUCCCCCUCUUUGUGUAGAAGCUGAUAUUCUGUAGGUUGGUCAGGCUAUAAUAUGUUAAUUACAUGUAAAACUGUCCAUUGGUGCUGCUCGCAUUCCAGGCUCUCAUAAGGCUUGCACUUUCCGAAGCCUUCUGGUAAGUCAUGUUCAAAUUCCAACUCUAGUGAGACAUUUGUAGUGCUGCUGGAACUUUGGAAAUUGGUAACAGCCUUGUAAAACCAUGUAAACAUGAUUGUAAUAAAAUAAAUAAUAAUGUUUGUUUCCAAA
This is a messenger RNA of Protopterus annectens (West African lungfish), 3600 nucleotides long. It is a transcript of the gene PPARD, whose product is annotated as peroxisome proliferator activated receptor delta. The transcript is spliced from 7 exons. Gene Ontology annotation, molecular function: zinc ion binding; RNA polymerase II cis-regulatory region sequence-specific DNA binding; nuclear receptor activity. Gene Ontology annotation, cellular component: nucleus. Lineage: Eukaryota; Metazoa; Chordata; Ceratodontiformes; Protopteridae. Bases 553 to 1839 code for a protein of 428 amino acids. The record is from RefSeq and is a predicted model, not a curated record. Gene Ontology annotation, biological process: negative regulation of inflammatory response; hormone-mediated signaling pathway; cell differentiation.